AAAUAAUCAUACCCGGCAGUUCGGGAGCAAAGACAGAUGACAACAAGCCUCCGUGUCAUGAAGUGGUGAAGAGGGCUGAAAAGUCACCCCAUGUUUGCUCUGCUCACAAACGACUCUGUCGUGAAUCCACACACACACACGUUCCUGACGUCCAUCAACAUGGGUCCCUCCCAAUUUCCCCGGGGGGAACGGGGUUCGGGGGGCGCACUCCAGGUCCGGGGAAGUGGAUACCUGGACGGCCGGCGCUGUUCACUCUCCCCGUGCGUGUUGUUCGAACGACGGCGAGAGGGCCCAUCCGGUGCACGCACGACACGGCUCGGUAAUCGUAAAAUGUCAAACGGAGUGCGACGGACAGACCAGGACAUGAACGCCAGCACUGUGUCGCCUGAUAGACAGGAACUUAAUUAAGCUAUGUAUCUUUUGAUUGCCACUGACACAAGAUAAACCUGCCCUGGACGGUCGGACGGACGGACGGACGCUAUCAUGUGCGCUCUUCGACAAUACCAUAACUUUUCCAAUGUCGACUUCCAUCACAAAGGGGGGAAUAGACUGUUUUGGUUACCUAUAAUUGUCUGGAACAUCUGGAUGAAAUUGAACAUGCGCACUUCGAUCUCUCGGUCGGUUCGAG
Neurospora crassa OR74A is the source of this 628-nucleotide messenger RNA. RefSeq lists its product as hypothetical. Lineage: Eukaryota; Fungi; Ascomycota; Sordariomycetes; Sordariales; Sordariaceae. The coding region runs from base 91 to 408 and encodes 105 amino acids. The record is from RefSeq and is a predicted model, not a curated record. The transcript has 2 exons.